Molecule: messenger RNA, 450 nt
Organism: Penaeus indicus
Lineage: Eukaryota; Metazoa; Arthropoda; Malacostraca; Decapoda; Penaeidae
Exons: 1
Coding region: 1-450 (149 amino acids)
Source: RefSeq, a predicted model, not a curated record
AUGGGACUGCACCAGGGGUCAGCACUGAGCCCGUUCCUGUUUGCCAUCAUCAUGGAUACCCUCACAGACAACAUCAGGAAGGAAGCUCCAUGGAGCAUGAUGUUCGCGGACGAUAUGGUGCUCUGCUGCGAGGGGAAAACCGAGCUGGAGGAGAACCUAGAGAGGUGGCCCGAUGGACAGGAGAAGAGAGGAAUGAAAGAGUCGAGAGCGAAGACAGAGUACAUGUGCUUGAACGGAGUCCCCGGAGGAAGCGUACGGAUACAGGACCAACGGUUGCCAGAAGUAAAAGAAUUUAAGUACCUUAGGAGCACGUUGCAAGCGGAUGGAGGAGUGGAUGCAGAGAUUAGCAGAAGGAUUCAAUCAGGAUGGAACAACUGGAAGAAGAUGAGCGGUGUGUUGUGUGACAAGAGGAUCCCAACCAGAGUGAAGGGAAGAUCCAACAGACAGUGA